AUGAGGGAAUGUAUCUCAGUCCACAUCGGCCAAGCCGGCGUCCAAAUCGGCAACGCUUGCUGGGAGCUAUACUGCCUAGAGCAUGGUAUCCAGCCUGAUGGCCAGAUGCCAUCAGACAAGACCCUGGGCGGAGGCGAUGACUCUUUCAACACCUUCUUCAGCGAGACGGGUGCCGGCAAGCACGUGCCAAGAGCUGUAUUCGUGGACUUAGAACCUACCGUUGUUGAUGAGGUCCGUACCGGCACGUACCGUCAGUUGUUUCAUCCAGAACAACUUAUCACUGGUAAAGAAGACGCAGCCAAUAACUACGCCAGGGGCCACUACACCAUCGGAAAGGAAAUCGUCGACGUAGUCCUUGACAGAAUGAGGAAACUCGCUGACCAGUGCACCGGACUCCAGGGUUUCUUGGUGUUCCAUUCAUUCGGCGGCGGCACUGGAUCCGGCUUCACAUCAUUGCUGAUGGAGCGUCUCUCCGUCGACUACGGCAAAAAGUCUAAGCUCGAGUUUUCCAUCUACCCUGCUCCUCAGGUGUCGACGGCUGUAGUAGAACCAUACAAUUCCAUCCUGACAACCCACACCACCCUGGAGCACUCAGACUGUGCAUUCAUGGUCGACAACGAGGCCAUUUACGACAUCUGCAGAAGAAACCUGGAUAUUGAGAGACCCACCUAUACUAAUCUCAACAGGCUUAUUGGGCAGAUUGUAUCAUCCAUCACGGCCUCUCUCCGUUUCGACGGAGCCCUAAAUGUAGACCUGACAGAGUUCCAGACCAACUUGGUACCUUACCCUCGUAUCCACUUCCCCCUGGCGACAUACGCGCCGGUCAUCUCCGCUGAGAAAGCCUACCAUGAGCAACUCACAGUCGCUGAAAUCACCAAUGCAUGCUUCGAGCCGGCAAAUCAGAUGGUGAAAUGCGAUCCUCGUCAUGGCAAAUACAUGGCUUGCUGCAUGUUGUACAGGGGUGACGUGGUGCCAAAGGACGUGAAUGCAGCAAUUGCUACCAUCAAGACCAAGAGGACCAUUCAGUUCGUAGACUGGUGUCCGACAGGCUUUAAGGUGGGCAUCAACUACCAGCCUCCCACGGUGGUUCCAGGUGGAGACUUGGCCAAGGUACAGCGUGCUGUCUGCAUGUUAUCCAAUACCACCGCCAUCGCCGAGGCCUGGGCCAGACUUGACCACAAAUUCGACCUGAUGUACGCUAAGCGCGCUUUCGUCCACUGGUACGUCGGUGAGGGUAUGGAGGAAGGAGAGUUCUCUGAAGCUCGUGAGGAUCUGGCUGCUCUUGAGAAGGACUACGAGGAAGUUGGAGUAGACUCCACUGAGGGAGAGCUCGAUGAGGAAAACGAAUAUUAA
Messenger RNA from Arctia plantaginis, 1353 nucleotides. NCBI's taxonomy places the organism in Eukaryota, Metazoa, Arthropoda, Insecta, Lepidoptera, Erebidae. The record is from the annotation of a GenBank genome assembly.